This is a messenger RNA of Cucumis sativus (cucumber), 2445 nucleotides long. Its product is annotated as tRNA dimethylallyltransferase 2. Lineage: Eukaryota; Viridiplantae; Streptophyta; Magnoliopsida; Cucurbitales; Cucurbitaceae. Gene Ontology annotation, cellular component: mitochondrion. Gene Ontology annotation, biological process: tRNA modification. The record is from RefSeq and is a predicted model, not a curated record. Gene Ontology annotation, molecular function: tRNA dimethylallyltransferase activity. Bases 757 to 2181 code for a protein of 474 amino acids. The transcript is spliced from 10 exons.
UUAAGUUAUAAGUGAUAGCUUAGAACAAAAGAAUAAGAGAGUUCUUCCCCCACUAUUUCCCUCUCAUAAAACAAACAAAAAUUAGAUCCGAAGAGUGAGAAAUCAUACUCUGAAGCUUGACUAAUUUCUUUGUAUACCAUUUUAUAAUUUUCAUGUAUUAAGUUGUAAAAUGUACUAUGUGGCCAAGAGGCCUAAGAUUAUGUUCAUAAUAUUAAUGCAUUUCUUCUACUAGUCUCCCAUUUCUUCUACUAGUCUCCGACUAUUUUCCCUCACAAAACUCAAAACCCACCAAAUAAGGUUUUCAAAAAACCUCACAAAGAAAAAAAAAGAAAAAAAAUCCUCAUCAUUUCUUGAUGAAGAUUAGGAGAGAAGUCCAUAUUCAAAUAUCAGACCGACGGGAACAAACCCGCGCUUCUUCGGCGAGUUGGACAAAGAUUUUUUAGCAGAAAAUUGAGAGAAUUCCGAAGAACUCUACGUGAGUUCUUUGAAAAACUUAGGAUCUUGAAGCUGAAGAUAAUUUUGUCUAAAUCUUUAUACAUACACGAGAGAAAGAACCGAAAAGAAAUUGUUAGCGAAUUGACCUCGCUUGUGGAUGAAGUCAAUUUGGUAAAUUCUCAGUGGCUGACAUAGCAUAAGAUCACAUAACAUAAGACUAUUAGUCAUUUGAAUUUGAAAGUGGGAGGGCAUCCGUCCAAAUUUCUCAAAGAGAUCCCUUGAAUGGUACAAAUGGUCUAAAAUUGACUCACCGGUGAAGAGAUGGCCAUCGUAAACGGAGGCACUCGAACGGUGUCUGCAAAUUUGAAUAUGGGAGGAGAAAAACCGAAGGUGGUCGUGAUUAUGGGGCCGACUGGUUCUGGGAAGUCACGUCUCGCUAUUGAUUUGGCUUCUUACUUCCCCGUCGAGAUCAUCAACGCCGACUCUAUGCAGGUUUAUCGAGGUUUAGACGUUCUCACAAACAAAGUUCCCCCCGAAGAUCAAAAUGGAGUACCGCAUCAUCUUUUAGGUACGGUGAGUCCAGACGUUGAAUUCACGGCUAAAGACUUCCGAAAUUCUGCUGUUCAUGUUAUUGAUGGCAUAAUUUCUCGUGGAUGCUUGCCAAUGAUAGUGGGUGGAACAAAUUAUUAUAUACAGGCUCUUGUUAGUCCGUUUCUUCUGGAUGAUUCUGCAGAAAAUGUUGGUGGAGGUUGUUCCAUUUAUCCUGGAGAUGAAGGGCUGGGUGUUGAUUUGGAUGAGUGCAGAGAUGGUUUGAAGUAUGACCAUAACCAUCUUAAAGAGAUUGAUCCAGUUUCGGCUAACAGAAUCCACCCUAAUAACCACAGAAAAAUAAAUCAAUACCUAAGUUUGUAUUACCGCACUGGUGUUCUUCCCAGCACACUUUUUCAAGGAAAGGCUGCUGAGAAUUGGGGUCAAGCCGAUAGUUUCAAAUAUGAUUGCUGCUUGAUAUGUGUUGAUGCUUCUGUUCCACAACUUGACGAACAUGUUGAUUCUAGAGUUGACAUCAUGAUGGCUGCUGGAUUGCUUGAUGAGGUGUAUGACAUUUACAAUCCAAAUGCAAACUAUACUAGAGGAUUGUGUCAAGCUAUUGGUGUUCGGGAGUUUGAAGAAUUUUUUAGAUGUUAUAUACCUGAAGGUGGAUGCAAAAAAGAAAGUGCUGGGCUUAGUCCAAAAAAUUUAAUGGAGUGCAAUGAGAUUUUGAAAGAGAAUAUGAGGUCAAUCCUAACUUCACCUUGUGAUGGCCAACCCAGUUUGCUACUAAAAGAAGCCGUAGAUAAUGUAAAGUUGAAUACUAGAAGACUGGUUCGUCGUCAGAGGAGGCAGCUAAAGAGACUGGAAACUUUGUUUGGAUGGAAGAUCCACUAUGUUGAUUCCACGGAAUAUAUAACAUGCAAGGUGGAGGAUUCAUGGACUGCACACGUCGUUGAACCAGCAGUCCAGAUAAUUAGAUCUUUUCUUACAGAUGGUUCGGCGACCGAGACAAUGAAACCACACAGUUCAGAGCUAAUCAAGAAGGACUUGUGGACACAGUAUAUAUGCCAGGCUUGUGGAAAUAAAGUAUUAAGAGGAGCACAUGAAUGGGAACAACACAAUCAAGGUCGAACACAUCGAAAACGAAUGUAUCGGCUUAGGAAGAAGUGUGAAGGCCUUUCCUUGCUGCACCAGAAACUACCUCCUCAAGAAUAACUCUUAUGGCUUCCAAAUUUGGUAUUACAAAGUAAUAUUGGCAUUGUUUAUUUUGACCUUUUAUUCACAGGGUAGAUUUAGAAGUCUUGAUCACGGUUUAGGUUUUAGAUUUAGUUUAUAUUUUUCAUCCAUUUUGAUUAUUUUUAAUAUAAUUAAGUUUAAAACUAAAAUAUUGAGUUAUUUUCGAAUCUAACGAAAUGAAUUAUAAUAUUUACAAAAUAUUACAAUCUAUUUACCAUUAACCACAAUAUAGUAUGCUACUUA